Molecule: messenger RNA, 539 nt
Organism: Astrephomene gubernaculifera
Lineage: Eukaryota; Viridiplantae; Chlorophyta; Chlorophyceae; Chlamydomonadales; Astrephomenaceae
Source: the annotation of a GenBank genome assembly
AUCUCUUGUUACUACUCGUGAUAAGCGGACGUUAGCACGAAACAAUAUGGGUCUCCAGGAGGACUUCGACGCUGCUGCUAAAGAGGCUACUGAGAAGCUUCCUGACAGCGUUACCAAUGAUGAGAAGCUAGAGCUGUAUGCGCUCUUCAAGCAGGCUAACGAGGGUGACUGCAGCACCUCCCAACCGGGCAUCUUUGACCCCAAGGGGCGGGCCAAGUGGAACGCAUGGAACAAGAAGAAGGGCAUGUCAAAGGAGGAGGCCAUGCAGAAAUACGUCGAGUUCGUGGCUUCCCUGAAGGCCAAGCACGGGACCAAGUAACCAGCAGCUUAUUGCAGAGAAAAGGCGCUAUUGGGGAGGCUCUGUGCGCUAUGGAACCUGUAACUGACACCGUCCUAUGUAGGACAGCGAGUGUCAACGAGGAAUGACAGGGCGGCGGCAGAGUGCAGUGCCCUAGCAACUGCCGUUAUAUUAGCUGCUGGUGGCAGGCAGGUGUUACUUCACUUGGGGCGGCUAUUGCUAAAAUAGUGGGGUUGCAAUU